Messenger RNA from Linum tenue, 3484 nucleotides. NCBI's taxonomy places the organism in Eukaryota, Viridiplantae, Streptophyta, Magnoliopsida, Malpighiales, Linaceae. The record is from the annotation of a GenBank genome assembly.
GGAAAACUCGGGAGUGGUAUGCUGCAAAUGAGACGCACCGUGGCAGCAUCAAAAAGUUCAGUUAAUAAACCCAAAUUCCAAGCCCCUGUACCUUGUAAAAUGAGACAUGAAACGUAUGGAAAUGGCGGAACGGCAUUGGGAAGGAGUUGAGGCCUGGUGGGCGGCGUCGUGGGCAACCACACAUCUUCGGAGCCUCAGCCAACACAAUUGACCAAAACCUAUUAUUUAAUUUUCUUUUAUUUUUUAAGAACUAAAAUGAAAAAAAAAAAUUAAAACCCUACCGCUUCUCAUCCUCUUUUACCUUCGACUUCUCCUGCCGUCGCCGCUCCCUUUCAUGGCUCCUUGCCGCCACCACCGCUCCCUCCACUUGCUGCUCCCUUCCAAAAUCCCAAAAAACCCCAAAUCGGUAGAAAACCUCUUCAUCGGAUUUUAGUGCUGCUCCUCUCCUGCUUAAUCUCCUCAUCAUGGGUGUCCACAGUAGAGACGCAGGCCGCACCCACGCGGUAAUCCACCUCGAUUUUGGUCGCUGGUGAAAAAGAGACCAGAAAAUCGAGAAAAGCUCGAACGAUGCGACGGGAGAUGGGGGAAUAUGAGUGCAUGUGUAGAGGAGAAUGGACUUAUUAACGACAUCUACAUAGAGAGAAUCAGAGAAGAAGAUAUGAAUAAUGAAGAUUCGGCCAAAUCCCUACUUCCUCUUUUGAUUCUGGACCCUCAAUCACACCAAGAAUAUUUGCAAGCUGGAUUUCUUAUGUUGGGGAUUCAGGCAUUCCAGGUCGAGGAAGGUCAGUUUUCCGGCCACCAAGUCCAAUCUCCGACACUGCUCCGCCACCAACCGCCGCCAUCAAUGCAUCCGCCUUAUUAACCCAAUAAUUAGCCUUAUUCUUCAAGAUCUGCAAAUUCCCAGCGAACUCCGACGAAGAAGCCAGAACCUGAUUCGAGGUUCCAAAUUCUACCCUUUCCAUCUGCGUCUCUUUCCAGCAUCGUAAGUUUACGCUCUCCACAACUGUAUAACCCCUCUUUCAUUCUAUAAGAAUCGACGGCACACUUUUAAGUAAACCGCUAUGUUCCCUAGUUUCCGCUGGCUCUCCCACUACUCCCUUCAAUGGGCACAGCUGAAAAACCACAACCCAUUUCUUGAUUCUUGUAGAUUCCACCAUUUCAACACAAAGUCAACUACUUUACCACCCGAAACCCCCCACAAUACCCCCACAGUGGCAAUUUUCUGGGAUCUGGACAACAAGCCCCCUAACUCGAUUCCUCCUUUUGAAGCAGCCAUGAAACUCAAAAGGGCAGCAUCCUCAUUCGGGGUAGUUCAACACACGGUGGCUUACGCCAAUCGGUACGCCUUUAGUUAUGUGCCGCAAGCAGUGAGAGAGCAGAGGAAGGAUAGGAAGUUGCUGAACCAGUUAGAAAACAAGGGCGUCAUUAAGCCAGUAGAGCCCUAUGUGUGCAAGGUUUGCGGGAGAAAGUUCUGCAACAACGAGAAGAUGCUCAAUCACUUCAAACAAAUCCACGAGCGGGAGCAUCAGAAGAGAGUGAACCAGAUCGAAUCGGCUCGAGGGAAGAGGAGGGUGAAUUUGGUUGGCAAGUAUGCUAUGAAGAUGCAAAAGUAUAGGAAUGCUUCGAGGGAGGUUUUGACUCCGAAAACUGGGUAUGGGUUAGCAGAUGAGCUGAAAAGAGCAGGGUUUUGGGUUGGGACUGUUUCGAACAAGCCACAGGCGGCUGAUGUGGCGUUGAAGGAGCAUAUGGUGGAUGUGAUGGACAAGAAGAAGGCUGAGUGUGUUGUUCUUGUCUCGGAUGAUUCAGAUUUCGUUGGUGUGGUUAAGGAGGCGAAGUCAAGGUGUUUGAAGACCGUCGUUGUUGGGAAUUUGGAGCAUGGGGCGUUGAAGAGGAUUGCUGAUGCAGGGUUUUCUUGGCAGGAGGUUUUGAUGGGGAAGGCUAAGAAGGAAGCCAUCUCAGUUGUGGAGAAAUGGAGCGACCGUGAGAUUUUGGAGAGGUUGGAGUGGAGGUUUGAUCCGGAGAAGGAGAGAGACGCUUAUGCUGCUGUGGAUGCAUUCUACAAUGGGACUGAAUGCAGUCUGAAUUGUGCAGAAGCUGUGAAUUUUGCUCCUGCUGACUGGAUACCUCAUGGUGGUUCGGAGCCAAGCUGUAUCAGAUGCUUCUGCAGUGUUCUGGUGAGGAAGAAAUCCAAUGUUGAUUCGAUGGCCAUGGAUUUCCAAAAGCUGGUCUCUGAACUGUCCUUGGCUGGAUUUGUCGUCGGACUCCCAUUGGUGAUUGGACAGAAAUAAGAAGUCGCCAAAUGGAAAUGAAAUGCAUCUCUUUGUGGAUGACUUAUCUAGAACAGGGAAGCUUAGGAGUUUACCCUAUACUUAUUGGAAUGAGUGCUUUUCAUCAAAGAUCAUUGGUCUUCUUAUAGAACAAUUAAGAUUGCAUCCUUUUGAAGUGAAAACCAUGCAUGACAAGUUUGCUGCAUUUACAAUCCUCCAGGGGUAUCUAGAUUAUAUGAACAAAAGGCUGAAGUCCGUGGCAGCAGAAGGAAACCCUUCAGAUACUGUAAGUUGCAGUUCUAUACAACUACUGCGGAAGAAAAAACUUGACAUCAUCAUACUUCUACUCCCAUUUCUCUUGUGAUCUUUGCAUACACGGUGAUGACCUCUUUCUGGUGCUUGCAUGAACUUCGAGAUAGAAGUCUUUUUUACUUUCCUUUGGGCCAUGGUAGCCAGUGUUCCUUAGAUCGUAGAAGUUACAUUGCAAAAAAGAAAAUCAACUCUAUUUUUACUGUGCAAACUAUUAAAUCUACAAUGGUAGUGUUUUGACGUUGCUAUCAAAAUAUGGAUUGGAGCCCAGUACCAUGUGUGGGAGCCAACACUUUUAGAACAUAGUAUGCUGAAAGGGAUUGAAUCAAUUAGUUUGGAUUUGUUCCUCUGUUUGGUUAAUGGCCCUAAUGUGGAAAUCUCUUAGCAGAUCUUUUCCGCCUUUUGGAAGGUGAGUUAAGUGUGUUGCUCGUCAUUUGUCCCACUUUGCAAUUUGUGCAUCUUAGAGGGAAUGUAAAGGAAUAGAAAAAAGGAGAAAGAAGGGAAUGCUGAAGUUGUCUCUUUCAAAGUUUACCAUGAUAAUCCAGGCAUGAACUUCUCUGGCUGGGUUCAAAUAACUGAUUAGCAAUCCUUGCAAGAUGGUACAGAAAUUAGAAAGCUUUUCUGCAACCUUAUCUUCUGGAUAUUGACGCCUUCUUUAGCUCUUAAAGCCAAAAACUCCCUCAAAGGGAGAGUGGCUUUUUUUCAUGUCAUGCACGAACCAUUUUGGCUCAAUAUGGGAGUAACACAGCUUUUUAGUAACACCAGUCGUGGGCUUUUUCCGUAAAGGGGAAGCUCAAGCUAGCCUUGCAGUUAGGGCUGCAAAUGAGUCGAGUUGAGUUUUACCUCAGUUUGAGCUCGGCUCGUAUAUAAACGAGUCGAGCUCGAGCUCGAGCUAGCUUGUUUAUUAA